This is a messenger RNA of Anneissia japonica, 4798 nucleotides long. RefSeq names its product N-acetylgalactosaminyltransferase 7-like. The record is from RefSeq and is a predicted model, not a curated record. The transcript is spliced from 9 exons. Bases 94 to 1899 code for a protein of 601 amino acids. Lineage: Eukaryota; Metazoa; Echinodermata; Crinoidea; Comatulida; Comatulidae. Gene Ontology annotation, cellular component: Golgi apparatus.
CGUGGCAAGCAUGAACUUUGUGCAAAUAGAAAAUAGCGCAUAGAAUAGCGUUUCUUUCUGGAGAGCUACAGCACCGCUGUAAACAAUUAAACAAUGGCAAAAGUUCAUCUGAGACCACGAAGAUGUUGCUGCCUUAUAAUUGUUGUCUUAUUAGUUUUAUUAAUGAUGAAAAGCAUGUUGUUUACGUACGAUUUGGGUACAGAGGAUAAGCAGCGAAAGAGUUGGCGAGAUGAAUUUCGAAAUGAGCAAUAUCCCAAUCGCAAUCAUGAGGGCGCUGGCAUGAAUCAAGGUGACGGCAAAUUUAAAGAAACUGGUGCUGUUUUAAAAGACACUAUAGGCAAUUAUGAACCACCACCCCAGCCCCCACGUGAGGGGCCUGGUGAGAAUGGAGUACCUGUAAAAACCAGGCCAGAGGAGAAACCUAUGGUAGAACAGAAAAUCAAAGAAUAUGGAUUUAACCAAUAUGUUAGUGACUUAAUUUCUUUGGAUAGGAACAUUCCAGAUUUAAGAAAUGAACAGUGCAAGUAUUGGCACUACCCAGAAAAGCUUCCAACGACCAGCGUGAUACUUGUUUUUCAUAACGAGGGAUGGUCAACACUGCUACGUAAUGUCCACAGUAUAAUGAACCGUACCCCACCCCAGCUACUACAUGAGAUCAUAUUAGUGGAUGACUUUAGCACAAAAGAUCAUCUGAAACGGCGACUGCAAGAUUAUAUUAGUCUACCAAAAUUUCAAAACAAAGUUAAAAUAAUACGCAAUGAGAGGCGUGAAGGAUUGAUACGUACGCGUAUAAACGGUGCCAAGUAUGCAACUGGUGAAGUGCUGUUAUGGUUGGACGCACAUUGCGAAGUCGGCCACAAUUGGCUCCCACCUUUGCUUACACCUAUUGCUCAGAACAGAACUACAGUGGUGAACCCUAUCAUAGAUGUCAUUGACAACCAGGAUUUUAAAUUCUAUGCACAAGGCUCUGGUGAACCAGAUCGAGGUGGGUUUGACUGGAGUCUCUACUGGAAACACUUCAAUCUUCCAGACUUUGAGAAGAAAAGGAGGAGGUACUCUACAGAGCCAUGGAGAUCACCAGCCAUGGCAGGGGGAUUAUUUGCGAUGGAUAGGAAGUACUUCUUUGAACUGGGUGCUUAUGAUGAGGGCCUGGAGAUUUGGGGAGGGGAGAACUUUGAGCUGUCCUUCAAGAUUUGGAUGUGUGGUGGAUCACUGCUGUGGGUUCCUUGCUCAAGGGUCGGUCAUAUCUAUAGAAUCAUGGGACGUGUUCCCUACUCUGCCCCCAAUGGAAGCAUGUUGGUUAUAGGUGAAAGGAACUUGCGAAGGGUUGUUGAUGUCUGGUUCGAUGAUUAUGCCAAGUAUUUCUACCGCAGUAAGCCAGAGGCACUAAUGGUUGAUCCGGGAGACCUUUCUAAGCAGCUAAACUUCAGAAGAACUCAUGACUGCAAGGACUUUGACUGGUUUAUGAAGGAAAUUGCACCAGAUAUCCCACUCAAGUUCCCUCUACCAUCUGCUAAUAUUAAAUGGGGUGAGGUACGGCCUUUGAGCUCCAGAUUAUGCGUAGAUUCUAUGGGGAAGCGUGAUGGUGGUCGAAUCGGAAUGUCUAGCUGUCAUGGAGCUGGGGGUAACCAGCUGCUACGUGUUACAGAGGAUGGACAGUUUCGGUUGCACGACCAAUGCGCUUAUGAAAAAUCAGGAGAAGUGCAUUUACGGAGAUGUGAACAGCAUACGAAGUACAGUUGGAAAUUUUUAGAAAACACAAAUCAGUUGACGUUACAAGAUAAAAACUUAUGCCUUGAUCAUUCACCGUCUAAACACGAUCUAUUUAUGAGUCGGUGCAAGAGCAACGUAGACACGCAGCGUUGGGAGAUUUCUAGCAAAAAUCUGCAACAUCACUGAACACAACAAAAGAACCAGAUUCACAUUGACAAACCUUCUGCCUCAGCCACAGGUGAAAAGCUACUAGGAUAUGCACAUGUGGGUUACAGAUAUAUAUCUGACUGGAAGAAAAAUUUUCUUGAAGGCUGUAGAAUUAUAAAGCUCUUUUUAGAGCGCGGUGCAAUAAUAAUUUUGAAUUUAUAUCAGACAUGAAUAUUAUCACUAAGUACUAACUGGAAGUUCGUCUCAUAUUGUAUGUAUGUAUGUAUGUACAUUGAUGUAUAAAGUACAUUUUGUGCUUUACAAAUCCAAUUUAUUAUUGUUUGUCUACAUUUACUGCUGAAGCAGUUUUUUUAGGAAACUCUGUUCACAGAUAGUUUUCUACACGAUCUUUCCAGCAAUAAUCACAUAAUAUUGCCCUCCUGUAGUUUUAUAACAAACAAAUUAAAUAUGUAUGUUUGUUUUCAGAUAUUUUUUCAAAUUGUCUGUUUUUGGUUGUGUAUAAUUAUGUUGGUUAUAUUUAUUUCUGAUGUAUGUUGCAUUAUAAAAUUUAAUAAUAAUUUUUAUACCCAUCAUCCUGGGCACUUUAUAACCAAUUUAUAACCAUUCUUAGGUAGCCACAGGUCAUUUAAAAAUUUACUUUCAUGUAUAUAUUUUUUCCAUGUUGAUUAAUCUAUUCAGGGCAAUACAAAAUAGAAGAUAUGAGUAUUGGACAAGAGACCUCAAGAAUAGUGUGCUGGUGGUCUACCAACUGUGCCACUUCUUUGAACUCCCUGUUUUUAAACACACCCACCUUUAAACUUCUGGUCAGAUGGAUAAGAUUGUUUUCCAAAUCCAUAUUAUUAUUACACCAGUAUAAUCAAUGUUAUUUCUCUAUUGCAAAAGAAAAUCAGUGAGUCUUAGAUCUAUUAGCUUACUAUUUUUUUCCAUAUUUUGUUCCUCCUGUAUUAAGCCCACUUCCACACCUUGUGUUGAAGGAGAUGGGCUCCUGAGGUACUACGUUAACAAACUUAAAAUUGAAAUUUCAAUCUUGUUUAAAUUUCUAAGAAAUAAUGUAGAUUAAUUCAGUUUAACAUGUUUUUAAUAAAUAAGUCAUAAUAAAGUAUGGGCAAAAAAUUUAUAGAUGUAUAUUUUAAUUAUGGGAUUUAUAAAUUCAUUGAGUCCGUAAAUGUAAAGCAAAUUACAAUAAUAAACUAUAUAAUAUAUAUUAUCAAUGCAGCAAUGCAUUGUAAUUGAGAGUAAAAUUUUGUUAUAAAGAAAUAAUUAUUAAUCAGGUUUCGAAAGUGCCUCAAUGAAUUGUUAGUUGAAUCCUUGAAGAUAUGUAUUUUUAUAUUUAAAAAAAAAGGUUAAGUACGGGCAUUGGUUAAUGGAACUUUCCACUAAGCUCCGCCCAGAAUGGUCCAUUAUCAACUUGUAUUAAUCAAGCUAGGGAAAAGAGAUGAAUGUUGUUGUAUAUUUUGAAAUCUAUUUAUUGUGGGAUAAUAGCUUAUUGAUUGCAGCAGUAAAAGAGUACCAACAUUUAAUAUAUUGAUUUAUUAUUACUAAUACCUUUUUUUACACUAAUGCAUGCAACAGUUAGUAACAGGUUGUAACAACUUUGGUCACCCAAGGUUUUUUCUUCCUUUCACACACAUGUGAUAUAUUCGAAGAAUGGCAGUUGGUCUUGAUAUCUAGGGUAGGCCUAGCGCGACAUCAUAAUUUAUUCUCCAUUGACUGAUAGCAGUAUGAAUGCAUGUGUACUGAAUAACUUAGGACAUUUUGAAAGGGGAAAAAAGUAGUUUUUCUUCAGUGGUAUCACACUACACAAACCUGUUUACAACUUGUUACUUCAAAAAUAUUGACAAUCCAUAUUAAUAUUUAGUAGAUUUUCUAUCUUGUGGAUCACAUAUCUAAAAUGAUUUCAUGCUUUGUUGAAGAUUUGUUGGCAGCUGCUGGAAUGGAAAAGUGGCCAUUUCCCCACCCUUGGAUCCACCACUGGUGGUUAUGCACUAAAAGUAUUAUAUAAUAUAGUUUUAUAUCUAUAGCCAUUAAUUUUGUUUCUAUUCAAAAUAAAUGUACUAAGAAAUAUAUUUAAAUAACAAAAAUUUGUAAGGAAAAAAUUAUAACUGAAGAACACAAAGAAAAUGGAAUAACUUAAUUUCUUACCUAGAUAAAUAAGUGGGAAUGCAGAAGAUGUGUAAUACCAAAUAUUAAUGUUUUGCAACAUAAGUGCCUUAGGUCGUUGAGAGGUCAAGUUAUUCUUUUUUGUUUCUAUGUAUAGCAUGCAACCAGAAAGGUGCAAAUAUGCAAUUUGCAUACACAUUAUACAUUGUUACUGUAAAGGUGUAAGUUAUAUAUCUAGUCAAUAUAAUUUAUUGACUGUCUAUCAGUGAUUGAUAAUUAUAUUUAAACAUAUCAAUAAUAUUUAUAUUGUUGUUUGUAAAUAUUGGUGCCAUGGUACUUAAAUGUUUUAUAAGGUUGUUUUCUGGCUUAGGUAAAUCAUUUUAUAUCAUGUAAAUCUAUUUAAAAAUUGAUUUUUUUCACAGUAAUAUGAUGGGGGCCAGUGGUUUUGAAAAUAAGAAAGUGCUGUGUUGUGAACAACCUCCUUUCCGCUAAACCCCAUCCCUUAAAUAUUGUCACCUAAGUCCCACAAAUCUAUAACGUAAAUCUGUGUGUUGGUGAACGGUGUGUGACAGUGCUUGUAGGACUUGGAAGUAUUCCUGAGUCUGUUCUGAUUGGUCAUUUGUUAAGUUUGAUUGACAUCCCCUGGAAAGGUUCAUUAAAAUCUAAUGAAGCUUGGAAGGCUAAGUGUUGGAAUCAGUUUCUGAAUGUUGUUACUGUAUAUCAGCCAGUUAUUUCAUUUGCUGUACUCACUUUAAUAACAUUUUAAUUAUUCUCCAAUUGUUUUUAUAUCUUACCUAAUAUUUAUAUAUAUUAUUUA